Messenger RNA from Peromyscus maniculatus bairdii (prairie deer mouse), 10464 nucleotides. The record is from RefSeq and is a predicted model, not a curated record. NCBI's taxonomy places the organism in Eukaryota, Metazoa, Chordata, Mammalia, Rodentia, Cricetidae.
AGCUCAGCCGGCUCCUCCUCGAGGGAUUGAGCUGAGGUUCUGGGCUCCCCUGUCCCUGUCCCUGUCCCUGGAGGAUGCUGAUGCUGGUGCCCAUCGGGCUCCGAGCGCUGGUCCUGCUCUGGGCGCAGACAGGAGUGACCACAGGGAAAAUUGCAGACUCGCAGACUGGACAGGAGGUGGCCUGCAUGGUGGCCUGCGAAGAGACAGCAGAGCCACACCUCCCUGUGGGCACCAGAUACACCUACCUAUUCUCCAGCAACACCAGCACCAGCCUGAAGGGGGAGCCACUGGAGGCGAGCGGCCUGGGCCUCCAGGGUUUGGCUGUCCUUGAAGUGCUAGGCCCAUGCCAGAUGACCUUAUGGUUUCAAGACUUCCAGGUGACGUCUGUUCUGGGGCCCCAGGUGAAGGUUCUGAAGGAAUCAGAGAGUUUGAGUGCUGCUCUGGGCCACAAUCCUCUUGGCUUCAUCUUCAGUGCCGGGCAAGUGGUCCACUUGUGUCCCCACCACUCUGAGCCACGCUGGGCCUUGAACGUGAAGCGAUCAGUUCUGAGCCUUGUGCAGAGCUGUCCGGGGGUCCACGAGUCUAAGACCUUUGAGGAGGAAGACAUCCUGGGCCGGUGUCCCACCACAUACCAGAGCCAAGGGGAUCAGCUGCUCAAGACGAAGGACUUGGCUCUGUGCUCCCUGCCCACAGCCUACUCCUCCCUGUACAGUCAGCCCCUGCCUGGGAUGUCCAGUCUAGCUUCCAGCUUCAACUGCCGGCAGAGCUUCCAGGCUGGUGUACUGCGCGAGGCUGCCUGUGAGGAGCGGUACGCGGCCGGACCCCUGUUCCAGAAGGCCAGCGCUGUGCACACACUGGUGUUCUCCUCCCUCACACUGCUGCGCGUGGUAGCCCAGGACCCAGCCACCACAGAUCCACCUGAUACAGACUACAAAGACGUGAGUCCCAGCAGCCUGCAGUACGAAUGGGAGGAGACACCGUCCCCAGCCACAGUGGCCACGGCAGCUGCAUUAGUGAGGAGGCUGUGUGUGGCUCAGCCUACCAGCUUUGAGGCCACAGAGACAUUCCUGAUGCUGGUGUCUGAGCUCCAAGGCCUUUCUGUGGAUGAGCUGAUUGCAGUCUGGCGCCAUUCACCUUUUAAAUGCCAUGAUGACCGGCAUCCACUGGUAGACGCUCUGCCUUCCUGUGGCACCCAGAACUGUGUGGGCCUCAUGAAACAGCUCAUCUUGGCGAGGGAGGUGGAGGCAGACCAGGCUGAGGCAUGGCUGUGGUCGCUGGCCUUCAUCCCAAAGCCCACAGAUGCCAUGGUGCUUACACUGUUGCCACUGUUGCAGUCUCCAGGGGCCAGCCCAGGGGCCUUCCUUGGCGUCUCAGCUCUGGUACACAACCUCUGUGCUGCUCUGGAUGGGCACUGCCAACAGCUACCUGGAGUUGGCUCCCUUGUGAAGAUUCUGGGAGAGGCUUUGGGUGUGAACUGCAGCUUCCCGGAGCCUGCGGAUGCUGGUCAGCUUCAGCUUGUACUGAAGGCCAUCGGCAAUGCUGGUCUGGCAGCAGCAGAUCUCGCCCCUGUGCUGAGCGCCUGCGCAUCCCUGAGGGGCGUCUCUCCGGAGAUCCGGCUGGCGGCUCUCCAGGCCUUCCGGAGGAUCCCUUGCUCUGCAGACAGGUCAGUGCUCUCUCACCUGUACCAAGCUCCCGAGGAGGACGCAGAGCUCCGAAUCAAUGCCUACCUGGCUCUGAUGAGGUGCCCCAGUGAGGAGGUGUUUGCCCAGGUGCGGCACACACAGGCAACCGAGCGAUCUACCCAGGUGGGCUCCUUUGUGUGGAGCCACAUCCUGCAGCUGCUGGAGACGGAUGAUCCCCUGAAACGUGACCUUCGGGACUCCCUCCCUGAGGACAUCCUCAGUCAGCCGUUCCAGACGGAGACCUGGAAACACUCCACCUAUUCUGAUGUCACCUUCCGCUCAACAUCUGGCAGCCUGGGAGGCAACCUGGAGAGGACCCUCCUCUUCUCCUCCGGCUCUUUCCUCCCUUGUUCUGCCGUGGUAAACCUCACUGUCCAUGCUGCUGGCCGGGCCUUCAACCUGCUGGAGCUGGGACUCCAGCUGGAAAAUGCUGAAGACAUCAUCCACAGUCUACUGGGCCCCAAAUCCUUCUGGAGGCAGGAAGAGAAGAGAGAGGCUGAGCCAGAGAAUUCUUGGGGGCCAGAGCCAGACCUGGACAGCUCUGACUGUCCGGGAGAAAGAUCCAGAAAGAUGAAGGACCUCCAGGAGAAGGUAGCCCGGUGGUACGGGGCAAGACCAGCACCAAGCUGCCGGCUGAGUGUCAAAGUGUUCGGGCACGAGCUGAGCUUCCUGGACUGUGGGCCUCUGGGGGACCACAGGAGACGCUGGUCUCUGCACCUGGCUGAACUUGCCAUGACGUUCCUCAAGGGGCAGGAGAUGCAGGUGACCCGGAGGCUGAAUCUGGCUGUGGGGGAGCUCUUCUUUCCCACAAUGUCUGGCAUUCCAGCCAGGCUCACCAUACACGCCCUGGCCACUGUCAGCAUCCAUGUCCAAGGCGUGGCUGACUUUCAGCAACUCUCAGAUUUCUCCCUGAGGGGUUACAUCAAGCCCAGUGUCCUCCUUCAGGUCUCGGCUCAGAUGGGCACCUCAGGGACCCUGGGGCAGGCCGGGCUCAGGUGGUUGACCCGUGUCCGUGGCACCGCCAGCCUAGACGGUGGGAUCCAAGUGAGGAAGGGUCAGAACCUCAGAGUGCAUCUGAACGCCCCAGAGGACUCAGUGGAGCUACUCAGCUUCAGCUCCAGGCUGUAUCUUGUCACCGGGGACAGUGUGAAGAACCUAAGUGAAGGUCAGGGCUUCUCCAAGUCCUGGUCCUGUACCCAUGAAGCGUCCCAAGCCUGGGGUUUGCAGCUGUGUACUAAUGUGGCCUGGCCAGGGCCCGGUCAGCCCUCCCUGCUCUCCGUACCUGUGUUCGCGAAUUUGAUUCUGAAGAAGCAGGACCCAGGACUUCAGCUGUACCUGCUGGAAGCUGCCUACACCCUCCAUUUCCAGAAGGACAGUUGGCUCCCGGAAGAAGCCACAGCCCACCUCUUCAUGGGUACACCCCAGUCAGGCGUGGCCAGGGACGUGGGCGUGGACAUCAGCUACAGCGUGCCGCAGAGGACGUGUCGGCUCAAGCUGCUGCACCCCAAAAAGAAAAUUCAGCUGGAUGGUAAGAUGGAGGUCCUCAAGAGUACACGCAUGGGCCAUCUGGAGCUGGUACUCGACGACAAGGAUGUCUAUUAUGUCAAGGGCCAGAGUGACCUGCAGCCAGAGUCGGGCAACAAGACCCAGCGGUUUGAGGCCCAGGUGGAGGCAAAGUUGGUGACAGCGGGCCGACCUAUAGUCCUUGAUGGGAGCAUCACGUGGCAGGCAGGCAGCAGGCUGUCCAUCUCUGCAUCUCUGAGGCGCAUGCUGAAUGACCAGGCUCACUUAACAGUGUUGCUGGAGAAGAAGGCGGAGGCUGGGCUGCAGUCGGCCACCUUGGACAUCCAGCUGCAGGUUCCAGGUGUAGCAGAACUCCACAUGCAGGGCCUGCUGGAGCAGCAUGGCCCUGUGGGAAGCAGCACCCUGAGGAUCAAGUACGGCCUCCUGGGUCAGACGAGGCGUGUUGCCCAUGAGUGCAGUACCCACCAGAGGCUGAGGCUGGAGAAUGGCCCCAAGGACACCCGUGAGUUGGAGCUGGCCCAUGAGUUCCACUGCACACAGCUCCCGGUCAUCAGUAACAAGGUCCAGCUACAGUACACACAAGGCCUGGACCACCUCCGCUGGCUGCUGGAGGCCAGCUACGGGGAGCGGUGGGCUGAGAGCAGCAACAAGAGAUUCUUGCGCAUCAGCCAGACCUUCAAGAACGAUUCCGGACCAGCACUCCGCAAUUACUUCCUGGAGUUUGCAUUGCAGGUCCCGGAGAGGCGGGUGGCCUGCCUCACACAGCUGUUCCACUUGAGCCUCCGGCAGCCCCAUGUCAAGAGCAGCACAUACCUGAAGGUGCUGCUCAACGGGCAGCUGCCCUUGGCCGUAGGCUUGCACUGGAAGGACACAUCCAGGGCCGCCCUGUGGAGAUGGGAAGGAGCCUUGACCUUGGACAGUCCAUGGCUCACAGUGUCGGCAGCUCACAGGCUCUACUGGCCACACUGGACCGAGUUCCAGGCUGUCUCAGAGCUGACGCUGGCCAAGGCCUGGACCCUCAAGGAUCUGGUGGUCAGCAUGACCUGCAGGAGCCAGGGCCAUGACAGGGAAGUCAAGAUCCAGGUGUACACUGAAGCCACCACCUAUCUCUGGGUUUCCAUGGUGACAACCUUGAUGCCAGGCCUGUUCCACAGCAGGAGUGAGCUCCAGUCAGCCUGGAGUGCAACUGUGCAGAGUGAGGUCCGUGCAGAGAGCAGCCAGCACAGGAAGGUCCUGCACUGCUGGCUGAAGAGUCUCCCGCGGGAGCUGAACCUCACAGCAGCCUACAAGCACACAAGGAAGCCCCAAAAGACCUAUGUGCUGCUGACAGUCCUGGGGACUGGUGUCCUGGGCCAGCCUGGAGGCCUGCAGCUGGAGGGAGAGCUGGAGCAGCUGCAGAGAGGCAAGACAUUGUACCAGAAGCGGGGAACAUUGCUCCUCAGGCACCCCUGGCACCUCCUGGUCCCUCGGAGCCUCCUCUUGCAGGGGACCUUCACGGUGGACAAACAGCGCCAGCGUCACUUCCUGGAGACCAAGGCUGUCCUGAACGGCCAGGAGGAGAUCCUACACACUGCGGUGCUGGGCUGCCAGGCUGGACACCCCUAUAUCUGCACAGGCCUGACCCACCCCUUCGAUGAUAAGGUUGUCCCCAGGAGCCUCGAGGGGUGCCUGGAGGCUUGGAAUCUGAGCAAUGCUAAGAACAGUGAGGUCAAGGCUACAUUAAAAGUCAACCAGAAAGUCAUUCUGCAUCUGAAGGGUUUACACCAGGGCAGCUCUCAGCACAGAGGGAUCCGGCACAGCGUGGCUUUGGAUGCCACCCAUUCCUCCCAGACCCUCCGCUUGAACGGUGGCUUUGACCUCACAUGGCCUCGACAAGGAGCAUUUGACUUCAGCGUACGUGUACAAGCUGCUACCAACCACAGUGCCACAUCCCAGGUCUUGGUCCAGCUGAACAAAUCAAGCUCCCACUUGGCAUUUUUCUUGCAGCUCCAUCCUCCAGACGGCCUUGCCUUCCCACCCAGCUUACAGGUGCAGGCUGCCACAGUACGUCACAAGGGACGCAGAGUGGACAUGUCCCUGUCUGUGCAUGUGUCCGGCCGUGAGCUGCUUCUGUUAGAGGUGGACACCAGCAAGCAACACAUCAGGAGCCGCUGGGGCUGGGACUUGAGGGUCUCUCUCCACCAGGCUGUCUUCAGCACCCCCAGAACCCUUCAGCUACAGCUGGCCUUCAUGGUCACCCCAGCAAGGGCACAGCUGUUUUCCAAGGUGCUGCUGGACCAGGACUCCGUACAGCUGCUCCUAAGGAUAUCUGAGGGGAGACGAGAAGGCUGGGUCCUCAGCCUGCGGAGCCUUGCCCAGCACUCAGUGGCUGGCUGGACAAAAGUGCCCUCUGUCCUGAGCCUCAGGGGUGUGCUAAAGCAGAAGAUGACAUUCAGAGAAGGUUCUGUUAAGGUGGCCACCGACUCAGCCAUGCUGAGCCUCCUCCUGCGGGAUAAGCAUGAGGAGACAGGGAACAGUAGUUUGCACAGCAUGACCUGCACCCUCAUCCAGAACUGCAGCCAGGCCUUGCCAGCAGAGCUCCAGCUGAGAGGGCGGUGGCAGACCUCCUCCGGAGCCCUCAGGGACCAGGCCAGUGCCCGUGGUGACUUGAUCAGCCUGGCCCUGGAUGGGACCUGCACCUGGGAUCCUGGGCAUUGUCAGCUUUCAGGCAUCCUGACUGACAGCUUCAGCCGGUUGAGGGUCGCAGUUCCUAGGGGCUGUUCUUUAGACACCUGGAGAGGCCCAAGAUGUCUCAGCAAUGGUCUCUGGGGACAGUGGGACUCUACGAGUCUGUUUUGGGGCUCAGGAGUCCUGCAGAAUUCUAGCUCCAUUCUGACCCAUUCUGGAUUGGGCCCUUUUGAUCUCUCUUUGCUUCUACCCACUGCCACCUGUUCUGGUGUCUCACCUGUAGGAACAGCCUCCAAGGCUGGGGUGCAAGUAACUGAUGCCCAGGAUUCUUCCAACCACCCAGCACAGAUAGAAUGGUGGAGUGCAAACUGUCACCUCCGUGGCCACCUUAACUCCUCAGGCCCCACCAUGCCCAGCCACAGGCCCUGGGCCCUCCCCUUCUCCAUAUAUGGCCAUGGGCACAUCCAGGUCUGCUGCAGUGGAGAUACCUCACCUGCUCAGCUGUUGGGUCCGCGCCAGGGGAACACUGACCUGGUCUCCAUGGACGUUUGUGAUGGUGCCGCCAGCUUUGAGCACUCCACACAUAUCUCAACAGGCCCUAUAUCCAUCAACUGCUCUGUCAACUACUGGGCCCACGACAGCCGUCUGGAGCUCUGGGGCCACAGCCGACAUGACAGUGAGGCCCUGCUGCAGGCUGGGGUCCCAGAGGAGCUGGACCUGCAAGCUGAACUACAGAUGCAGGAGACCAAGACGUGGGCCCACGUGGUCCUCCGUGGCAGGGACAGCAAAGUGAGUGUGGAUGCGGCAGCCUUGCUGGCCCGGCUGCCAAACGGCACACUGGAGGUGACAGUGAACACCAGCCACACCGUGCAGGCUUUCCAGAGACGAGGCCUGCCCUCCAACAGCCAGUUACUAUUCCGAGAACUCUGGACCUUGGAAGACGUGAGUUCCUUCCUGCAAAUCACUUGUGACACCCAAGAUAUUCUGUUCCUCCAUGUCCAUGGCCAGAACCAUGCCAACAGUAAAGAGCUGCUGCUGCGGACCAGGCACCACCUCCCCUCCCUCCUGGGCUGCUGUCCCCGCUCAGCUUCCGUCACAGCCAAGCUCUGGUACUCUGAGGAGGAGACCAAAGGCACUUUUGUCCUAGAGGUGGAGGAGCGCUGUUUCCAUGUCAACACCACCCUGCUGGCUGCUCAGGACAGCCUAGACAAUGUCAUCCAGCUGCAGCAGACCUUCGCCCAGCUCAGCACCCUUCCCACAGAGCUGUCCCUGAGGACCGUGAUCCAGAGAGUACAAGGCACCCACAUCCUGUACCAGGUGGUGCUAUGGGAUGGCAGGGAGGUGGCCCUCAAUGGGAGCCUCUCCCGGCCCCUCUCAGAGUUCUUAGGGAAUAUCCGUCUUCAGGCCAUGACCUCACUGCCACCCUCUCCACCCAUCUCCCCCACAGUGGAGUUCUCCCACCAGCUGUCCCUGUCCCUGCCACGACACUGCAGACUCCAUCUGUCCUCAGAGUACUCUAGAGGCAGCCACCACAGUGACCUGGCUGUGGCCUGGGACAAUAAAGACCAGGUUCAGCAAUCAUGGGACAGAGGCUCACCUGUGACUCUGGAGGUCACCUGGGCUGACAGGUCCUCUCCGCACAGCGUGGCCUGGGAUAGCUGCCUAGCUGCCUCCCUAGGUCAGCUCCAGGGAACCUGGGGCCUGGGCCCGCUGCAGGCCUGCGCGGCCCUGACUCAGACCCCGGGCAUGUUCAGUGAGCAGCUUGAUCUCUCCUGGGGCCGACGCCGGCUGCAGCAGAACGUGACUUAUGAGAAGCACCAGAUACCCCAGUGGGACAAGAUCCAUGCAGCGGCCACACUAGAGCACAUCCUCCCGGCCUCCUGUGCCCAGCACAGCUUCCAGGGGACGGUGGAGACGGACUACACCCACAAGUUACGCCACACCCUCCGCCUGGGCCUUUGCAACUUGCCCAGGGCCCUCUCGUUCUCCGGGGAGCACAGUCUGGACCAGGGUGCACUCCUGCUGCGUUCUCAGUACCAGCUGGGUCUUGCUCCAGACCCUGACCAGGGCCUGCACUUUAGCCUCACCCUCUACAACCACAGCCGACCUAAUGCACCGGACUUCUCUGGGCAGCUGGAGCUCCAAGGCCCCAGAGCUCAGCAGCUCCUCCUCCUGGGCCGCAUCUCUACCUCGGCUUCCCACAGCUUGGUCCAGCUGGAGGGCAGCGUGGAUAAGGAUGAGAAACUAAGGCUGUUGGUAUCCCGGGCCCUGAGCUGUCUUCAGGCUUCUGUCACCCACGUAGAAGGGAGCAGAGAAGAAAGUGUGACGCUACAGGCAUGCGCCCACAGGAGAGCCGUGAAGGUGGAGACCCUGCUCCACAACAGUGGGCAGCGUGCCCAGCCACUGGGCCGCCUGACCCUGCAGGCGGCCAACCAGAGCCUCGUCCUAGUCGCACAUGGCUGUGAGGGGGCCCUGCUGAGCCACGUGGGGGCCACCAUGACAGCAAUUGGCUCCCGGAUGCGAGCCCAGCUGGAAGAGAAGAUCCAAAGCCUGGAUGCCUAUGGGAGAGGGUUCCAGAACCUGGUACAGCCGGUGGGCACCCUGGCCAGAGCAGCAGAUUGCCUGGUGCAAUUGACCCAGGUAGGGCUGGGUGCAGUUCAGGCAGGUGCCCAGGUGGUGACCACCUUGUGGGGCCGAGGCCAGGCCAGGCUCAAGCUGACCAGUCACCUGCCUCUCUACCUGGAACAGCUGCAGGCAGAGAUGGAGCAGUUGCAGAAGGAGCUGGAACAGCCCCUGGCCACGCUGAAGGAGGCCUACUUGGAGGUGACGCUGCGGCCCCUGGAUGAGGUGUGGCGAGAGCGGGCUGAGGAAGCCAGGCAGUGGCUGCAGGCCGGGCUGCUCAGGCUGCCAGAAAGUUGGAGGCUAAGGCCCAUCCAGGUGGCCCUGGCAGCCAUGAUGGGUGCCCUGGAGCUGGCCACCCACCGUGCACUGUCCUGGGCUGAGGCUGAGGUCUCCUGGGCCUUGAGGAGGCUCUGCAAACCCUUAUGGGGCAUAUACAGUUACUCAGCCAGGAACCGCUCCCUGAUGGUAAGGCUACCACUCCUGCCGGGGGACCAGCCCCUGGAUGCGGCCCAGGUGGUCAGUUACCUGGUGGAGGAGAAACUGCUGUGGCCAGUCCGCAAGCUGUAUGAGGCCAACGUGCUGGCUGGGUUCUAUGGGUUUCGGCGGCGUCUACUGGGGAGCUCCUUCAAGCAUUACGCGGUGGUGGCCGGUGCCAGGUACCUGGUGACUUUCGAUGGACAGGUGUGGGGCCUGGGUCCCUGCUGUGGCAGCUUCCUGCUCUCCAAGGACUUCACUCACCAAACGUUCUCUCUGAUGCUGAGCCGCACAAGCUCGGGGUUCGCGGUCCUUCACGUGGAGCUGAACCACACGGCCCUGGUGCUGUAUCCGAGCCUAAAGGCUUACAAGCUGUACGACGCUGCCGGGCCUUGGGACGGCUGCUGGGAUUUAGACCCGCCUCCUGCUACGCUGAACACUGGGCCCAAGGUUGAGCUGAGCAGCGAGGAUGGUGUGUCUGUCUCCUGUGACGUGCCAGCAGGCCUCUGCGGCCUGACACUGGGCCUGUGGCACCACGGUAUAUCGGCUGGCCUUCUGGGUACCAACAACAAUGAGGCAGAUGAUGAGCUAAUGCUGCCAGAUGGCACGGAAGCUGCCAGCCUGGAGGAGCUCACCCAGGCCUGGCAGGUGGGUGAGGACUGUGAUGCUGUAAAGAGGAUGCAGCAGCCAUGUUCAGGACACAGCACCAUCUGCCAGGCCUUCUUCCAGGAGCCCCGCUCCAGUCUGGGGAACUGCUUCCAGGUGGUGGACCCUGCCCCAUUCCUCAGACUGUGUGUCCAGGACACCUGUGACCCCAUGGAGCUGCAAGCUGCCUGCCACCUAGCGGCUGCCUAUAUCUACCUGUGUGCCCAGGACUCUGUGCCCUUGGCCCUUCCUCUGCAGUGUGGUGUUUGAGAGCUUUUCCAAGUCAACACAGGCUGCCAAAGAUGUCAAGCUCUUCGCCUUCGAGGCCAAUCCUAGUUCCUGGGCGAGGUCCUUGGCUGGGAGAGGACCACCAGUGCAGACGGCCAGGAACCCGAGAGAAACAGCCUCAUCCCCAGUGUCUGCAGUGACUCCCAGCUGGCCCGGGGCAUCCAUUCCGCAACUUCACUGCACGGCGGCCAGGCCGAGGUACACACCUCCGGCACCCACAUCGAGAAACACCCAGAAGCUGUUUCUUCAACCUGAGCCUUGGGGUGGCAGUGACCGGGAGGAUGCAAGGCUGGCUGGCCCAGGCUCCCCCGCCACAGGGGUUCUCAGAAGGUCUGAACUUCCUGGAGGGGAGCCAUGGCCUCCAGACUCGUUAGGGAGCUUCCUUCUCUAGGGUGCACACACAGGAUGCUUCCAGCCUGGGGAGAAGGCUCCUUUUCGAGGGACAUGUGACAUGAAUAUGUAGGGCCUGGGCCACUGGACAGCAGGGUUUCUUGUUGUUUGUUUCUCUUGAGAAAUAGACUUUUUUCUUAAGUUUUCAACUGCAAAAUAAAGCUGGAGGAGU